AUGGGGGCUGCAAAGGAUACGGUAGUGAACACUGGCUGCUCUUCCCUCCUCUGGCUAGCAUUCCUUCUCCAUGUAGGCGACAGCCUGGGUAUAGCCCUCCCUCAAUCCAAGGAGGCGAAGACCUCGCCGUCAUAUAUUGUCGCAGAUGUUGCCAGCUACAUUGCAUCUCUUCCCCGGUCUCGGCAUCACGACGAGGAGGCUCUGGUCCAGGGUGCCGACGUGGCGAGGUCUCGCGCGACGUUGCAGGCAGCAGCUACGACGCAGGAUCGGGCGCUGCUAGAAGAGGCCUUUGAGAUUAGAGAGGAGUCGCGAAUGGAAGCAGAGAACGCCCGAGGCGCGAAUGAGUCGGGUCAGGGCUACGUGCUCUUCGAGCUCUCACGGUUUGAGGAGCAGUUGGACCGUUUUGGUCACAAGACAGACUCAUCGGCGCGGUCCCACUUGUUGGCUCUGGGUGUGCUGCAGGGCUGA
Symbiodinium sp. CCMP2592 is the source of this 468-nucleotide messenger RNA. NCBI's taxonomy places the organism in Eukaryota, Dinophyceae, Suessiales, Symbiodiniaceae. The record is from the annotation of a GenBank genome assembly.